Nicrophorus vespilloides is the source of this 2522-nucleotide messenger RNA. RefSeq lists its product as uncharacterized. NCBI's taxonomy places the organism in Eukaryota, Metazoa, Arthropoda, Insecta, Coleoptera, Silphidae. The record is from RefSeq and is a predicted model, not a curated record. The transcript has a single exon. The coding region runs from base 28 to 2499 and encodes 823 amino acids.
CAAAAAUUUGCGCGUAGUGUAUUAACAAUGGCUUCGUGUUUAAGCAGUGAAGAUUGCAAUGUGCUAUUGAACAGCUUCAACAAUUAUCGAUUGGAUAAUUUCUCGUUGCAACCAUUUAAUGAAGAGCUGAGAGGUUAUUUGGGAGAGCAUCUGUUGUUAAAAUUGAAUGCGAAGAACGGAGGUGAAGAUAAAAGGUUGACCUUCUUCGUUAAGAAUUCCCGAUGCGAGGGUCUAUGCGACGUGUUCAAAGAUACUAAGUUCUUCGAUAAAGAACACUUCGUGUACAGAUUCUUCAAAGCUGCAAAAUCGAAAAUACCCGAAGUCAAUGUAGAAUGUAUUCCAAAACUGUUCUACACCGUCGACGAAGUCAUCGUUUUAGAAAAUCUUGCAGAAAGAAAAUAUUUCGGGAAUAAGUCGCAUAAAUUCGAUAGAAAUCAUGUAUUGAAAGCACUAGAAUCUACAGCCAAAUUCCAUUCCGUUAGUAUAGCUUUUGAAGAGAGAAGGAGCAAAGAAUUGGGAAGAAAAUAUACGCUGGACGAAGAUUACCAAAAAUACUUUGAUCCUUUUUACAAUUUGAAUACGGAAAGUUCCGGCCACAACUUCAUACAAUCAGUUUUCUAUGGAGCUUUAACACUGAUUGAUGUCCUUUACAAGGAUAAGAAACUCGCUGAGGAUUUCAAAGAGCGUUUACGGAACUUUGUCAAGGAUUAUUUUGAUAUUUUGAAUAAAAAGAACAAUUUUAGAAAGGUCGUUGCUCACGGCGAUCUUUGGGGCAACAAUAUUUUAUUUAAAUAUGAAAACGGAGUUCCUGUCAAGACGAAAUUGAUCGAUUUCCAACUAUUCCGAUAUGCACCACCAGCCCAUGAUGUAACUAUGCUAAUAUACAUGACUGGGACAAGAGAGACUAUUCGGAAACACUGCGAUGAGUAUUACAGUUAUUAUUAUGAUUGCCUUAAAACGGAAUUAAAUCAAUUAAAUUUAGAUGUAAAUUUAAUUUUACCUAUAAGUGAGUAUGAGGAAACUUGCAAAAUGUAUAUGAGAGUUGCCAAAUUAACUUGGCUUGCAUAUCGAGAGACUUCAGAGUCAAAGAACAUAUCGGAAAUAACAAACAAAGAUUUAGAGUCUGUUAUAAUUGGACGCGAGGAUAGGCAGAAAUUUGUAAAGAGAGAAUGCGAAAUCGAUGAAAGCUAUAAAAAGGUCAUGGAAGAAAUAUUGGAAGAUAUACGAUUAUCAUUAAUUACUGACAUUCUAUCAACUGAAGAUUGUUAUAAAGUAAUUAAAAAGAGGAUUGGUACAAGCGAUUACAAACUUGUUGAUUAUCGUAUAAAUUCAUUGAGCGAUUCGGGUGAAAGAGGUGGGUUUUUGGGAGAACAUUACAUAUUAACAAUUGAAAUAGAAAGAGGCACGAGAGAGAUAUUGGAUUUCUUUGUUAAACAGAGUCCAACCACUGAAAGCCAGAAGAAAUUUGCUGAAGAAUCUGGGGCAACGUUUAAAGAGAUGCAAUUUUUCAAAAAGAUAAUUCCAGAUAGUUUAGCGUUUGGUAUAAAAACGCUUGAAGAAGUAGCUGCCAAAUGUUACUUAUCACAAGAGUCCAUGAUCAUUGUUGAUAAUUUGAAAAGCCUUGGAUUCAAGACUGCGAACUUCCGGGAUGGAAUCUGCUUUGAAGACCUGAAAUUGGGCGUUAAAACUAUAGCUAAAAUGCAUGCCAGUGGUUUUCUGUUGGAAGAAAAAUACAAAGAGAAAUACGGCGUCGAUAUUAAACUUAACGAUAUCUACAGUGCCGAAUUUAAAGAAGCCUUUUAUACGCAACAGGAAAGCGCGACCAAUUUAUUACAAGCUGGUGUAAAAGCAAUUAAGGAACAAAUUCAGAUGUUCUCUAAUUACAGCACGAACAUUACUCCAGACGAAUUCUAUUCAAUUGCCUUCAAUCUUUACAGUCGUUUCGAAGAAUUCUGCUCACCUUCGACGAAAUAUAGAAACACGUUAUGUCACGCUGAUUUGUGGUGUAACAAUAUAAUGUUAUCAGAGGACAAUUGCAUUUUGGUUGACUUUCAGUCGUACCGGUAUUAUCCUCCAGCUUUCGACCUAAUGGAACAUAUAUACUUAUCAACCUUAAGAGAAGAUCGUCGUUUGUACCUGGACAAACUUCUCGACAUUUACUACGAUAAAUUUAAAUCGAUAGUAGAAUCUUAUGGAUAUCCAGUUGAAAAUUUGUUAACGCGCAAAGAAUUCUUGAAAAGUUGCGAAGAAGGUAAGCGGUUCGCUGCGCUCCAAAGCGUUACGCAUCGCCAAAACGUUACUAUUUCUUCGCAAGUUAUGCAAGAGAUAUUCCAAAGAGAGGAUUUUCUUAACACACUUUUAUUCGUGGAUCGCAGUGAACAUGUGCGUGUUCAAUGCGAAACCGACCCAAUUUACAGGAAGAUAGUUAAGGAUGGAACCGACGAAUUGAGAGAACUCUGCGAGAAAGUUGCAACUGAAAACAAAUUGUCAAAUAGUUAAUUAAAUAAAUUUAUAUAGAAACA